Messenger RNA from Sapajus apella (tufted capuchin), 1082 nucleotides. Its product is annotated as vegetative cell wall protein gp1. The record is from RefSeq and is a predicted model, not a curated record. NCBI's taxonomy places the organism in Eukaryota, Metazoa, Chordata, Mammalia, Primates, Cebidae.
GUCAGUGAAUAGGUCAUAUCUGUGAAGCAGACAGACACCAGACAUGUAGAUUUUAAGACAGCAGGUUGUACUGAGUGCCUAGAGGACAGUAAGCCAGCGAGGGGGACCAAUGGGGGCUGGUCCCAGGGCCGCCUUCUGGCACGGCACACACUCCUCCUUGCCUCGGUCUCCUGACCCAUCGUCACCACCCAGACUCUUGUCCCUCCUUCCACCCUUUCCACCCAGCCAUGGUGCCGCCCGGGGUGUAGGCCAUGGCACCAGGAGCUGGGGCUCCAGUGAUCCGCCAGCCUCGGCCUCCCUUCCUGCCCCAGCAGAGCCCUGUGUCCUGUGCCACCUGCCCUGCCUGUCCCAGCCCUCCUCCCCUCCUUGUCCCUUCCUUGUCCCUUGUCCUUCCUUGUCCCUUUCCUCUCCUUCUUUCAAACUCACAUCCCCUCUGGUGCUCACCAUGGGCUGAGCCUCUGGACUCCAUGGUCCCCUUUUUCUGUCCUUGCUCUGUCAUCUACUGUCACUCCAACCCUCCUGCCCUCAUGGAAGAUGGCAGCCCCCAAGCCAUCCGUGUCUGCAGUCACAUGGAUGACCUGCUACUUUGUCCCCAGCUCUCUUCCUGAUUCCCACAGUCUCUGCUUCUGCACUGCCAUCGCCAUGCCGGCCCCUCUCCCGCCCAGUCUGCUCACCUCCUACCCUCUUGUGCUCUCUGACCUGCUGCUCCACCUGGGAGACAGGCAUUCCCAGCUCAUUCCAAACCCAUGUCCCCAGCCUCCAAAGAACUGGGGCCCUGUUCAGCAUCCCCAUCUCCCACCACUUUCCUGAGACUGCAAAUCAUCAAAAAAGAAGAACCUUUCAAUAUAGUACCAAUCUUUUCCCCUAGAAAUAAAGGUACAUUUAUUAUAGGUUUUGGUUUUGGUACAUUUUGUACAAGAAAAGAGAAUGCUUUAUUUUUGGCGGUAAGAAUUACUGAUGAGCAACCAUAAAUAGUUUUUUAAAGUAGACCUUUUAAAUCAUACUGUGUUUUACAAAAUGUUACUGAGUAUGCUAUGAGAAAUUACUAAUAAGCAUCUUUAUCUGUUUCUAAUUUAGAGACG